AUGAGGAAACACAUUUUAUAUGAAUUUCUCCACGACUAUUUGAUAUGUGUAAUCUGGAAGAACCCCCCUUCUAUUAAAAUAAAUAAAUAUGCAGACGUCGCCAUUGUCUUAAUCUCAAAAUCGAUUCCAUCCAUAUGGGGCAACCAAAUCAAUUUACUCCCUGAUAAGGCACGGAGUAUUCCUUGCGAAAUCUUAUGUAAGGAGCAUAAUAUUUAA
Plasmodium inui San Antonio 1 is the source of this 216-nucleotide messenger RNA. RefSeq lists its product as hypothetical. The record is from RefSeq and is a predicted model, not a curated record. The transcript has a single exon. NCBI's taxonomy places the organism in Eukaryota, Apicomplexa, Aconoidasida, Haemosporida, Plasmodiidae. Bases 1 to 216 code for a protein of 71 amino acids.